CUGGAUCUGUGGGCGGGGGGGGGCGGCCGGGGGCGGGCAUGGGGCUGGCGCGCUGGACUGCGCUAGGCCGCCUAGCGGGGUCGGUGCUCAGUGGCGCGGCUGUUCGUCAGUGUGGAGCGGCAGCAGCGAGCCGGCGAUCUGAAGGAGGAGCACGAGGGUGGGCGCGUGACGGGGUCCGCGGUUUCCGCAGCGUCGCCGCAACUAUGGCCCCGAUUAAGGUGGGCGAUGCCAUCCCCUCUGUGGAGGUGUUUGAAGGGGAGCCUGGGAACAAGGUGAACCUGGCAGAGCUGUUCAAGGGCAAGAAGGGUGUGCUGUUUGGAGUCCCUGGCGCUUUUACCCCUGGGUGUUCCAAGACCCACCUUCCAGGGUUUGUGGAGCAGGCCGAGGCUCUGAAGGCCAAGGGGGUGCAGGUGGUGGCAUGUCUGAGUGUUAAUGAUGUCUUUGUGACUGGAGAGUGGGGUAAAGCCCACAAAGCAGAAGGCAAGAUUCGACUCCUGGCUGAUCCCACUGGGGCCUUUGGAAAGGAGACAGAUUUAUUACUGGACAAUUCACUGGUACCCCUCUUCGGGAAUCGCCGGCUCAAGAGGUUCUCGAUGGUGAUAGAGGAUGGUGUGGUAAAGACCCUGAAUGUGGAGCCAGAUGGCACAGGCCUCACCUGCAGCCUGGCCCCCAACAUCCUCUCGCAGCUCUGAGGCCGUGGGGCAGACAUUCCCUCUGCCCUUUCCUGUCACAUCUGCCCAGCCUGGACAGAAGGCCCUGGCCCUGCCUCAGCUUCAGCCAUAUGAUUGGAGGGCUGGUCAUGUUUCUGCAAUUAAACACUUCUGGUUCUCAUCUGU
Molecule: messenger RNA, 836 nt
Organism: Chinchilla lanigera (long-tailed chinchilla)
Lineage: Eukaryota; Metazoa; Chordata; Mammalia; Rodentia; Chinchillidae
Gene: Prdx5
Product: peroxiredoxin 5
Exons: 6
Coding region: 39-692 (217 amino acids)
Biological process (GO): hydrogen peroxide catabolic process; cellular response to oxidative stress; cell redox homeostasis
Cellular component (GO): peroxisome; cytoplasm; mitochondrion
Molecular function (GO): thioredoxin peroxidase activity
Source: RefSeq, a predicted model, not a curated record